Molecule: messenger RNA, 1731 nt
Organism: Opisthocomus hoazin
Lineage: Eukaryota; Metazoa; Chordata; Aves; Opisthocomiformes; Opisthocomidae
Product: keratin, type II cytoskeletal 4
Biological process (GO): keratinization; intermediate filament organization
Cellular component (GO): keratin filament
Molecular function (GO): structural constituent of skin epidermis
Source: RefSeq, a predicted model, not a curated record
AUGUCUCGCCAGUCCUACGCUCUCGGCAAGGGGUUCAGCUCCAGCUCGGCUUGCCUGGGGAGCAGGGGCAAGGUCUCCUUCGGCUCUGUGUCCCACGGAGGGCACAGGGGACAUGGUGGCUUCAGCAGCAGGAGCCUCUAUAGCUUGGGUGGGGGCAGAAGUGCCUCUCAGGGAGGAUUUGGCGGCGUCUGCAGAGGUUUUGGGGCUGGUGGCCACGCAGGCUUUGGCUACGGCUUAUGCAGGGGCGUAUAUGCCAGCGGCUAUGGUGGUGGGGCCGGAGUCGGCUUCAUUGGAGGCAUCAGUGGUGGUUACGGUGGCUUCGGUGGAGGAUUUGACAGCAUGGUGGGAGGUCAAGGCUUCGCCUCUUGCCCGCUGGGUGGCAUCAGGGAAGUGACUGUCAACCAGAACCUGCUGACCCCGCUCAAGCUGGAGAUUGACCCCGAGAUCCAGAAGGUGCGAACACAGGAGCGGGAGGAGAUGAAGAAGCUCAACAACAAAUUCGCCUCCUUCAUCGACAAGGUCCGGUUCCUUGAGCAGCAGAAUCAGGUCCUGGAGACCAAGUGGAAACUCCUCCAGGAGCAGGGUACCACAGGGACGUGGGGCAGAAGCCUCAACCCCCUCUUUGAAACCUACAUUGCUGGACUGCGGAAGCAGCUGGACACCCUCUCCGGUGAGAAGCACCGUCUGGAGUCCGAGCUGAAAGGCUUCCAAGACAUGCUGGAAGACUUCAAGACCAAGUACGAGGAGGAAAUAAACAAACGGACAUCCGUGGAGAAUGAUUUUGUGCUCCUGAAAAAGGACGUGGAUGGGGUCUACACCAACAAGGUGGAACUUCAGGCAAGACUCGAUUCUCUGGCAGAUGAGAUUAACUUCCUGAAGUAUCUUUACGAGGAGGAGCUGUCUCAGAUGCAGAAGACCGUUUCUGACACCUCUGUGGUCGUCACCAUGGACAAUAACCGAAACCUGGAUCUGGACAGCAUCAUUGCGGAGGUCAAAGCCCAAUACGAGGAGAUCGCCAACCGGAGCCGAGUGGAGGCUGAGUCUUGGUACCAAAGCAAGUAUGAAGAGCUGCAGGUUACUGCAGGAAAACAUGGCGACAGCCUGAAGGACACAAAGAUGGAGAUCUCCGAGCUCAAUCACACAAUCCAGAGGAUACGUGCUGAGAUGGAGAGCGUGAAGAAACAGUGUGAAACUCUGCGGACCUCCAUCGCGGAUGCUGAGGAACGCGGGGAGCUGGCCAUCAAGGAUGCCAGGACCAAACUGACUGACCUGGAGGCCGCCCUGCAGAAGGCGAAGCAAGAGAUGGCCCGGCAGCUCCGCGAGUACCAGGAGCUCAUGAACGUCAAGCUGGCCCUGGACAUCGAGAUUGCGACCUACAGGAAGCUGCUGGAGGGCGAGGAGUGCAGGAUGUCUGGAGAGUGCCAGAGCGCCGUCAGCAUCUCUGUGGUGGGAGGCGGCAGCAGCUCUAUGGGAGGUGGAUACGGCAGCGGACUGCACCUCGGAGGAGGAGGAGGAAUUGGAUUCGGCGCUGGAAGCGGGAGAGGCAGCUGCAGUGCGGGCGGUGCUGGCUUCAGCUACAACCUAGGAGGGGCUGGGUUUGGCUCUGGGGGGGGAUUUGGUGCUGGGGUGGGGAUCAGCGUCGGAGGGACAGGGUUCUCCCCUGUGGGCGGAGGGUCCAGCACCGUGGUGAAGAAGAGCAGCAGCUCCGUGACGGUCAGCCGGAAGGUCUAG